Molecule: messenger RNA, 739 nt
Organism: Argentina anserina (silverweed cinquefoil)
Lineage: Eukaryota; Viridiplantae; Streptophyta; Magnoliopsida; Rosales; Rosaceae
Exons: 2
Coding region: 47-427 (126 amino acids)
Cellular component (GO): mitochondrion
Source: RefSeq, a predicted model, not a curated record
ACCCCAAACCCCAAACCCAACCCUCCUCCUUCCUUCCUCAGCAUCAAUGGCCACCGGUGGUCGCUUCCGGGAGCUCCUGAAGAAGUACGGCAAGGUAGCGCUGGGCGUCCACUGCUCCGUCUCCGCCGCCUCCGUCGCCGGACUCUACGUCGCCGUCAAGAGCAACGUCGAUGUGGAGUCGCUGAUCGACAGGCUUCCCAACCUAAACCCUUUCAAGUCCGAAGAGAACCCGGCCUCCUCCGGGAUUGGGGAGGAGAAGAAGAGGAACCGGACGGCGGAGCUGGCGGCCUCGAGCGGCGGCGCUAUAGCAUUGGCUGUGCUCUGCAACAAGGCUCUGUUUCCGAUCCGGGUUCCGAUUACGCUGGCGGUCACGCCUCCCUUGGCUAAGUUUCUGGCCCGGAGGAAGCUUAUCAAGACCGGUCUAUGAAUGAGUUGGUGAAGGUGAAAUGAAACCGGUCUGGCAUUGGACGUUGUGAAAUUGUCAAGCUGAAUCCUGAACUUUGCACAAAGUAGGAAAGCUGGAUUUUUUAAGUGUCUUCUAGAGAACAAUGCAAGAUAAUUUGUUCCAAGGUUUUGAUCCUCUAGGGCAUAGAUAGUUUGUUUGACUUUGAAUCACGUUCAUCAGCUCAGUGGCAAAUCCUGUCACGCAUGCUGUUAGUAUUUUUAUCAAUGGAAUGUGCCUCUCAAGUCUUCUAUCAGAUCUGAAUUUGGGAUCUUAAUAAUGUACUCGUUACUCAUA